AUGUAUGCGGUAAAACAUACUACAAUAACUAAAAUUUUAAAUUACAUCCAUACGUCUUCCAUAAAAUUAACUGCCGCCCAUAUCUGUGGGUCUACUAGGGUAAAUCUUAAGCCUAACUUUGGAUCUAUCAGUCAACCUAAUGUUGUCAGCGUUGAAAAAAGGAAGUUAACAUACUAUCACACUUUGUAUCAAACUAUUUCUAGUAGAAAUUGGGGAAGAGUUGAUGCUCUGUUAUCGCAAUACAAGUCUGAGGGCCUCAAUUAUGACGAAGUAAUUUAUACUUUGUUGGCGCAUAUGCACAUAUUAUCACCCACCAGUCGCUGUGAAAAUGCGUAUCUUGUCAUUGAGGAGAUGAAGCAGGCCCAGAUGAGUCCCACCAUCAUUCGCAUGAAUCAAAUGCUUAUCAACUCUUAUUUGGAACUCGAGGGGAUAUUUUGCCAGCCUCCCAAGAAUGCCUGGCAAAGCAUAUUGCGAAUGGCAUGGCAAUCGGCACUAGCUUUCGUUAGGGCUAGAAAAAAGCAACUGCUCAAAACACUGGAAGAAAUGCCUCCCGACCAAUUACUAUCCAUUACAGCCCAGGAUAUAGAUGAAAUGGUUAGACAUGAUAACAUGAUCAACUCUAGCAGAUUGGAGAUCGAAGAAUCGCAAGAUAUACCUAUACCGCUAGGUAUCGAACUUAAAUGUGAAAAUCAAUUAUCAGAGCAUUAUCAGGUACAAGAAUUACAGCAAGAAGCUUUGCAAGAUGAAUGUAGCGGCGUUUAA
This is a messenger RNA of Babesia microti strain RI, 762 nucleotides long. RefSeq names its product conserved Plasmodium protein, unknown function. NCBI's taxonomy places the organism in Eukaryota, Apicomplexa, Aconoidasida, Piroplasmida, Babesiidae. Bases 1 to 762 code for a protein of 253 amino acids. The record is from RefSeq and is a predicted model, not a curated record. The transcript is spliced from 5 exons.